AUGUGUUAUGAUUAUACAGCAGCUGUAAAAUGCCCGGACCUGUCGAAUCCCCCAUACGGCAAUGUGACAUGCGACAGUGGUUCCAAUUUUCGCUAUCCCGAGGCCUGCAACUUCUCCUGCGACCCAGGCUACCAACUGACUCCCACAAGCAGCAGUGUGAGGCACUGUCAGGCUGACGCAACCUGGUCUGGGAACGACGCAGAGUGUAUCGGUGUGAGAUGCCCAGACCUGUCCAGACCCACCAACGGAAGAAUGUCCUGUGACAACGGAUCCUCCUUCCGCCAUCCCGAGACCUGCACCUUCACCUGUAACCAUGGCUACCGGCUGACUACCGGUAGUAACAGCAUCAGUCGGACAUGCCGGGCUGAUGGCACGUGGUCGGGGAGCACUGCCAGAUGUAUAGUUGAGUGUCCGAGUCUUGCCAGCCCCCAGAACGGCGGCAUGACCUGUACCAACCGACUGGAGAACGGCAGGUGCACCUUCACCUGUAACCAUGGUUACCACCUGCAGGGGUCAUCUGAGGUGGUGUGCGGGGCAGACGGGCAGUGGAGAGGCACACCCCCUUCAUGCGCAGCAUGCGACAGCGCAGCGGAUAUCAUCUUCUCGAUCGACGUCUCCGGAAGCGUAUCUGGACAGUUUGACACAGUCCGGAGCUUUAUCUAUGGUGUAGUAAACUACCUAACCAUUGGGGGAAGUCACGCAAGCGUCGGUGUGAUCAAAUUUGCAGGUAGCAAUGCCAAUAGAUGCAUUUCCCUGACGGACUACAACAACAAGAACGAUUUGUUGGCAAGGAUCGGGAGCUUGGACAUGUCCUUGGGCAGCACAGUUGGGUCUGUCGCGGGUUUGUCUGUUAUGCGUACUGAAUUCUCCACUUCCGGACGGCCGGCGGCGAGAAAGAUCGGGAUCGUCCUGACUGACGGCCGAGACACCUCGAGCAGUGAUGACGUCAUAUGGGACGCAGAAACACUCAGAAACGAGGGCACAACGAUCUUUAGCGUAGGAGUUGCUAAUAUCAAGAGGGAAACUCUUGAGAACAUGGCCAGUAGGCCGGUUAACGAGAAUGUGUUCACAGCUGCUUCGUUUGCAAGCCUACAAAGUAUCGUAGACAGCCUCCGACCUAAGAUUUGGUGCGGGCCAUAAAUUUUGAUAAGGUUGUAUUUUUAUCUGCACAAGUUUCCUUUUUGCUGUAAAAAUCAACUUGACUGUACAACAGCGUUGCGUCAUAUGGCCAAAGCAACCAGAAUGUAGUACAGGCCAGGUUGAUCUUUAGCAACUCAUUCUUUGGCAGUGAUAGCCAAAUUUAACAGCAGUGGUGUUCCAAGUUAGCCUCUAGCAGGCUCCACAGGUAAAAUAGAGAAAUUGGCCAAAAAAGACAGAAAACACGCCAGAGGAGUUAGACGGCCGAGGAGUACACUGCACAGUUUGGUCAGGCCGGCCAACACUCCACUGUUUGUAUCUUCUGACAUAAAGAAUACAGAGCUGUGUUGAUUUAACUGCAUUUCCAUUGUAAUGGCAAUGCGUUGUGUUUUAUCAUCACCAUCAUCUUUUAUCAUCAUCCCAACCCGCAUCGCAGAUCGCUUAAUAAUAAUACAGUCUAUUCCAGUCAGUCAUUAAAGUAAAUAAACCUUCAGCGUAACAUACCAAUUUCUAAAUCUGUAUCUGUAUAGCCGGCAUAAACACUAUUCGGCAUAACACACAAAAUUAAAGCUAUCUAAUGAGGAUGCCCCUAAUCUUGAUAGUUCUUGGAAAAACAUCAAUCCUGGGUUGUUAACUCUGCUACUUGAAAGCAUAACUAUUUCUAUCGUGGAUACCAUAUACUGUAUGAUACCAUAGAAUGGUAUUAUAUAUAUGCGCCUAGCGUACUAGUUCGUGUAACGUACGUGAAUAUGCUUUGGUGGCGCAUGCCGCGUAUCAUAUUCCUUGUUAAUGCUGAAAUUUGAUAAAGAACACAUUACAAAUAUCAUGUAUGAUUCUCCUAACACGGGUUGCAACCGAAUUAUAGGUUUCCCUAAUUUAUUAUGUAGAUUAUAUAUCGUUUUGCAUCUUGUGCUUUCAUUAUGUUAAUCACCAUAUAAUUAAGG
Messenger RNA from Branchiostoma floridae (Florida lancelet), 2081 nucleotides. Its product is annotated as E-selectin-like. Bases 1 to 1140 code for a protein of 379 amino acids. NCBI's taxonomy places the organism in Eukaryota, Metazoa, Chordata, Leptocardii, Amphioxiformes, Branchiostomatidae. Gene Ontology annotation, cellular component: membrane. The transcript is spliced from 5 exons. The record is from RefSeq and is a predicted model, not a curated record. Gene Ontology annotation, biological process: cell adhesion.